Molecule: messenger RNA, 1728 nt
Organism: Crotalus tigris (Tiger rattlesnake)
Lineage: Eukaryota; Metazoa; Chordata; Lepidosauria; Squamata; Viperidae
Product: isopentenyl-diphosphate Delta-isomerase 1-like
Exons: 5
Coding region: 2-1021 (339 amino acids)
Biological process (GO): isopentenyl diphosphate biosynthetic process; isoprenoid biosynthetic process
Cellular component (GO): cytoplasm
Molecular function (GO): isopentenyl-diphosphate delta-isomerase activity
Source: RefSeq, a predicted model, not a curated record
GAUGACUGGCAGGCGCUCAUAUUAUCUCUGGACGGUGGUGCGAUCGGCCCACGCGCUGACGCGGGAACCCGGCGCGGUUGUCAUUGGUCGCGCGCUUCGCGGGGCGUGUUGCCUGGCGAUGUGGCCCGCAACGCGCAGAUUGGCAACGGCGGCGGCGGCUGCGGCGCCGUCGUCCCUGGCUGGGGGAGGGGCGGCGCCGCUCCACUUUUCACCGCGGGCGGGCGGCUGUUGCUAUCAGUCCAGCAGCCGGGCACGGAGGUUGAUUUCGCCUGCUUCUGUCGCGGUCCCGAAGGUGAACGGAGCGCGUAUACUUUUUAGAGAGAUCAACUACAAAAUUAUGCCUGAAAUAAAUACAGAUGAAUUGGAUAAGCAGCAAGUGGAGUUGCUGUCAGAGAUGUGCAUCCUAAUAGAUGAAAAUGACAACAGGAUUGGUUCAGACACAAAGAAAAACUGCCACCUGAAUGAAAACAUUGACAAAGGAUUAUUGCAUCGUGCCUUCAGUGUCUUUUUGUUCAACACAGAGAAUAAGCUACUGUUGCAACAGAGAUCAGAUGCCAAAAUCACUUUUCCAGACUGUUUUACCAAUACUUGUUGCAGUCAUCCACUAAGCACCCCCCUUGAACUGGAAGAAUAUAAUGCCAUCGGCGUUCGAAGAGCAGCACAGAGAAGACUGAAAGCUGAGUUAGGAAUUCCACUGGAUCAGGUCACUCCAGAAGAAAUCUUCUAUCUAACCCGAAUUCACUACAAAGCCCAGUCCAAUGGAACUUGGGGGGAACAUGAAAUAGAUUACAUCCUUUUCGUGCAGAAGAAUGUAACGCUGGAUCCAGAUCCCAAUGAAAUUAAAAGCUACUGCUAUGUGACGCAAGAAGAAUUGAGAAAACUCCUGGAAAAGGCUUCUCAAAAUGAAAUUAAGAUUACUCCAUGGUUCAAACUAAUUACAGAGGCGUUUAUCUUUAAGUGGUGGGAUAACUUGAAUAAUUUGAAGAGAUAUGUUGACCAUGAUAAGAUACACAGAAUGUAACAAAUUAGGCUGUUCUAAAAAUCAUACCUUAAUUUUUUCAUGCUGAGAAAGUUCAUUGUAACCAAUGUAUUUGUAGAUUGAUUGCAACAUAGAAAAUUAAGAAUAGGCCCCUUUAAGUGGACGCUAGAUAUUUACCUCACAUUGCAUAGCUGGCUUGCCCCUGGAAUAAUAUUUCUUUUUCUUUCAUUUCAUGGUAUUAAUAAAAAGUCAUUAACAAAUUUGCACUCCAUGAAAAACCAUUGUAAUUCUGAAUAGUCACUGAGCCACAAUGUCAUGGGAGUAAUUAUGGGUUGAUUACAAUCUCUCCCACAAUGUGAUUUGUUUGCACAAUAUGGAACACAUUGGCUAACCAGUCUUGUUAAAUGUAGGAAAAAUGGUGAACCUGAAAGUCGAUUCUAAAAGCUACCUUUCAUAUUUUAUACCUAAGUCUUGCUGAAGCAUGCACUGCAGCAGUUUUUCCAUGCCAUCCCCCCCUUCAAGUUACCCACUUAUCUUUCAAGUAAUUGACACUUUUAUGUUUAUACUUCAUACUGCGUUCAGUGUUCGACUUGCUUUCAAAGAACCUAUUCCGUUGUCAGCUAUCCUAGCACCUAAGAUGUACUUUCCCCAUUAGAAAAAACACCUGAUGUUUCAAACGAGAAAUGUUAAAAUUUCUGUAUCUGUAGAUUCUAAAUAUGUCUUACAGGAAUUAAGCUUAUGAUCUAAAA